CAAGUGGACAGAGGUCCAACGCUGCGCGCUGCAGGUCGCUGGCCCGGUGUCUGCGUCUCCUCCCCGGAAGGAACUAGUGCUUUUCUGGAGUCUGCGUCCUGGAAGAUGAUGGAAUCACUUUGUUUCCAAACCCAGUCAGAGUCCGCAGGAUUUCCCUGCUUUGGAAUGCGCACAAGCCAGUGUUGUCGCAACCUCCUCCCGCCGCGGGCUUGUUGCUCACUCCGUGGAUUAUACGAGGAAAUGUUCGAUCGCACGUGUUGUUCGCUGACAAGAAGUGAAUGAUGGGAAUCUCUUUGAGAUGAAAGACGGCACUUUGAGGGGCAAGUGUCUGCUUGUGCGUGGAUCCUGUCCGUCUGCGCGCGCCAGCAGCCUGUUGUCUGUGGAGAAAAGCGCAACUUUGCUCCAGUCUGGAGCCGGUGCUGGCUUCAGUCUCGCGCUGGCAGGAGCGGCGCCAGCAUGGAGACCUGCCGGUCUGUGAUCAGACGGAGCGCCGGGUCUUGUGCGGAGAUGAUGAAGAUGCUGAGGAGGACGGAGGGUCCAGAAGCGGGGUCAGACGCGAGGGUCUCCCCAUUUGUCUGCUUUCUCUUGUGCGCCCUGGUUUUAUUCCCGCCGGGCGCACACUCGCACCCGCAACCCUGCCAGGUGCUCAAACGGAUCGGGCACACGGUCCGAGUGGGGGCUCUGCAUGUGCAGCCCCGAUUGCUCUCUUCUGAGGACCCUGGGCCCGGGAGAACUCUGGCUGAGAACAGUGAAGAGAAGCGGGUUCAGAGAAGUGUGGCGGAGUUCGGGAGCCUCCGGAGCAGAGGAUCAACAAACAACCAGCGGGGCCCCGGCAGGAGCAGAUCCCAACCCCGCCAGCGGGAGGAAAACACCCCCAGGGAGAGUCGAGUCUUCUCCCCUCGCGACUCGAUGCUUCUAGCCGCCGAGGCUCUGAACAGGGCCGGAGUGCUUCCCUUCAAUCUAACCCUGGAGCUGGUGAUGGCUGUGGGCUCCGGACUUGGGGAGCUUCCCGCUUUUUCCUUCUCGUCCCCUGGGAGCCCCGACCACGAGGACCCGCUGUCCUUCGUUGAGAGUGUGUGUCACACAGUGGUCGUGCAGGGGGUUUCUGCCAUGAUUUCGUUUCCGCGGAACCGGGACGAGUUCGUCAAGUUGGAGUUCGUGUCUCAGGCUCUUCAGAUGCCAGUGGUCAGCGUGGUCCAGAGAGAGUUCAGACGCCACAGCGAGAAUCCUCUUCAUUUCCAAAUGGCCAUGCAGACAGUGGAGGCGCCGCCAUCUCGUCUUGUCUACUCCCUGUUGAUGAUGAACGGCUGGUGGGACAUCAGCGUUCUCCUCUGCCAGGAUUUGGACAUAAGUGACUUUCUUUUUCUCAUCAAGAACAACACCCGCUUCCAUCUGGGAACGCUUGUCAACCUGACAUCCUCCUCUUUGACUUUGUUACAGUCAUCCACAACUUUAUUGUCCUCAGGAGCUGCUUUAAGUGCUCAGACGGGAGCCGACUCCUCGCAGGCACUGUUGACUUUACCUCAUUUGCCCGCUGAUACUUCGCCUCCUGCUUUCUCUCUGAAAGUGGACCAGCACCAGGCGGUGAUGAGACAGCUGGAGGCCCUCAGAGACGCUACCUCCACGAGGGGAGUUGUGACGUUUGGUUGUGAGAUCCGAGAACUUCGGCGACUGUGGACCUUGGCCACGCGGAUGAUGCUGCCAGAAUAUUACUGGGUUUUAGGGGACAGUCAGAAUGUGGCUGAGCUCAGGACCGAAGGAUUGCCAUUGGGGUUACUGUCUCACGGGGUUAUGGGGUCCCCGUCCUUGGAUCACUACGUUCAUGACGCUUUGGAGCUGGUGGCACGGGCUGUGGGCAGUGCUGCCCAGGAGAAUCCAGCCUUGGCACUCAUUCCUGGAACUACGAACUGUUUUGACACGCAGCAGAGGAAGGGGAGCUCUGGAGAGUACCUGUCAAGGUUCCUGUCCAACACAUCAUUUGAAGGCCACAGCGGGUUUAUAUCCAGAGACAGUUUGAGAAAGACUGUCAUCUCCGAGUCUCAUCACUACAUCUGGUCCCUGCAGCUGGACCCGCUCGGCCAGCCAACGUGGACUCGCCUGGGGCGCUGGCGCAGAGGGAAAGUUCUGAUGGACCAGGGAGCGUGGCCAAGCCAUCAGGGCUCUGGAGCUGGAGGUGACUGGCGCAGGUCGGCAAAGCUGCACUUGCGCGUGGUGACGCUCGUGGAGCACCCGUUCGUCUUCACCCGGGAGGUGGACGGUGAUGGUUUAUGUCCCGCAGGUCAGCUGUGUCUGGACCCUCUUACCAACGACUCAUCCAUACUAGAAGGGUUUUUUCAGAACAUUGCGGCUCCAAAUGGAUCUGUCCCCACUGAGCUGAAGAAAUGCUGUUAUGGUUACUGUAUCGACCUGCUGGAGAAGCUGGCUGAGGACAUGGGAUUUACCUUUGACCUCUACAUUGUUGGCGAUGGAAAGUAUGGCGGGUUCAAGAACGGUCGCUGGACUGGACUGGUGGGCGAUUUGCUCAGUGGCGCCGCCCACCUGGCCGUGACUUCUUUCAGCAUUAAUUCAGCGAGAAGCCAAGUGAUUGACUUCACCUCUCCUUUCUUCUCCACCAGCCUGGGAAUCCUGGUGCGGACGCGAGACACCGCUGCCCCCAUCGGUGCCUUCAUGUGGCCACUCCACUGGUCCAUGUGGCUGGGCAUCUUCGUCUCGCUCCACGUCACAGCAGUUUUCCUCACCAUCUACGAGUGGCACAGCCCAUUUGGUAUGACGCCACGAGGACGCAACCGGGACCGAGUGUUCUCCUUCUCCUCAGCCCUGAAUGUGUGUUAUGCAAUUCUCUUUGGGAGAACUGUGGCCAUCAAGCCCCCAAAGUGUUGGACGGGUCGGCUGCUGAUGAACCUUUGGGCCAUCUUCUGCCUCUUCUGUCUGUCCACCUACACUGCUAAUCUGGCCGCUGUCAUGGUCGGGGAGAAGACCUACGAACAACUGUCUGGGAUACAUGACCCAAAGUUGCACCAUCCCUCUCAGGGAUUCCGAUUUGCCACGGUGAGAGAGAGCAGCGCCGAGGACUAUGUCAAGAAGAGUUUCCCUGAGAUGCACGAGUACAUGAGACGAUACAACGUUCCAGCCACACCAGAUGGAAUUCACAAUCUCAAGGCUGACCCUCAGAAACUGGAUGCCUUCAUCAUGGACAAAGCGCUGCUGGACUAUGAAGUUUCCAUAGAUGCAGACUGCAAAACAUUGACAGUCGGGAAGCCAUUUGCCAUUGAAGGUUACGGGAUCGGACUCCCUCAGAACUCCCCCCUCACCUCCAACAUCUCGGAGCUUGUUAGUCAGUACAAGUCAGACGGCUUCAUGGACAUGCUGCAUGACAAAUGGUACAAGGUCGUGCCCUGCGGGAAGCGCAGCUUCGCUGUCACUGAGACGCUGCAGAUGGGCAUCAAACAUUUCUCAGGCCUGUUUGUGAUGCUGUGUGUGGGCGUGGCCUUGUCCCUGCUGACCACCAUGGCGGAACACAUUGUAUACAAGCUGGUGAUCCCCAGAGUGAAGGAGCCUCGCUUCAAGUACUGGCUGCACACCAGCCAGAGACUGCACAGGGCGCUGAAUUCUGUCUUCUGUGACGACAAAGUCCAGACCGUCACCAAGCCCGAGAAGAGGUGCAAUGAAGGAAACAACCAGUCGGCCUCCUGGAAUCCGUCGGAUUCUCACUGCAACAGACAUCGAGUUCUCCCUCUAGAGCUACAGAAUGACUUGGAACACAUGGCCGCUGGAGAUAUUUCCUCCCCCUCUCCUCUUCCUCUGUCCAAUUCUCUCCCUCUUCUGGAGAAACAUCGACCCAUCGUGACCACCUCCAAUGGUCGCUCUGAAAUGCUUGGCCGUAGUUUGUGCCAAAGUCUGGGCGGUCCCGGACAGGGACUAGCACCCGGUCAGUGCAGAGGUUUGGGCGCUGGCGACUGCGGACCUGGACUGGCUGUGGGCCGAAACCCACUUUGUCAGGAAUUAUCGGAACUAGAGGGUCAAAUAGUCAAGAUCAAGCAGCAGCUCCAGUCGGCCAUGAGGAGAAAGAGGGAGCUGGAACAAUACCAAGCAGAGAACCAGCAACCGAACCAGACUGGCGCCCAGUUCCCACAGUUUGCUCUCUCACACAGCCAGACUAGCCAGAACACGAACACACUCCCUGAGUUCUGAUCAUCAGCACCUGUUUUUUUUUUUUUUUUUGAGACAAAACUCGUUUUACAAAAAAACAGCCUUGUUGGUUCUUGACAAGGUUCCCUGCCUUUCUAAUGUCAGAGCCUUUAUCGGUAUGUGGAGGUUAAACCCUUCUUGGCCUCAGGAGUUCCUCUGCUAUCUCACACUGCUGUAAAGCCUUUCCUUCAUGCCAUGUUCCCAGAGGUGCUGGAGGACCUCAACAUCCUCAGUCUUGUGGUUUCUGAAGACAUGCACACCCACCUCCACCACACAUUUCUGAUCCUUUUGUAAGAUUCAAUGGCGUCCCCUCCUCCCCCCCUUCACCGCCAUGAGUCCAUCUCUUUUGAGUCCCCUGACACGUAUGAUGAAAGAUAUGAUGACUCGUAGGCGAUUUAGACCAUUAGGCUUAAAGACUCACUCACGUACAUGUGAACUGGAGAUGAACCCGACCCACGUUUUCCCCACCUCGUCUGGCUGACGCUUGUAUUUUUGAGAAAGCCAAAGAAAAGUAAAAGAAUAAUAAAAUACAGUAAGUUCAAUUUUCAGUAAGAUGGUACAUUUUUUUGACAUCCCUUACUCGACUACACUGAGCAUGCUGUUGCCUUUGUUGUUGUCAGAACGUUGGUCUGUAAUGGAUCAUUUUUGGGGGGGUGAGUGUGUGAGACGUAACACACUCGCUACGUGAGGCAAACAUUUGAUGGUUUUGUGAUCACACCCAAGUAUCUUAGUAGCGUUAUAGGAGAGAAGCCUAAUAGGUGCACAGGCUGACGCUGGUCUUAACCCCUCCUUCUCAACACAUAUACAGUACACCUGCCGACCAAGUUUUUCCAGCCUGAUAGUGACACUCAUAUUUAAGUUAAUUUAUGUUGUCAAGACCAGCUGUCUGUGAGUGUUAGGUUUUUUUUUUCUUCUUUUGGUCACUGAAUGAAACACUGCAGCUUUAUCGAUGUCGUGAGAUCCUGUACAGUGAUGGACCUUCAACGCCACGUGUUGACGCGGUGUUUCACUAUAUUGGCAUUUAAACAUGAGGUGAUCUGUGUUACCCGUUUUGGAAUCUGUCCACAUAUUAAAGAUUGACCUCUUUUUACACUCAUGAACAAUGUGUCUUUGCUGAUAAAAAUGAAGUUUAGCUGUG
Synchiropus splendidus (mandarinfish) is the source of this 5326-nucleotide messenger RNA. It is a transcript of the gene grin3a, whose product is annotated as glutamate receptor, ionotropic, N-methyl-D-aspartate 3A. Gene Ontology annotation, biological process: synaptic transmission, glutamatergic; modulation of chemical synaptic transmission; ionotropic glutamate receptor signaling pathway. Lineage: Eukaryota; Metazoa; Chordata; Actinopteri; Syngnathiformes; Callionymidae. Gene Ontology annotation, cellular component: plasma membrane; postsynaptic membrane. The transcript has 10 exons. Gene Ontology annotation, molecular function: transmitter-gated monoatomic ion channel activity involved in regulation of postsynaptic membrane potential; NMDA glutamate receptor activity. Bases 457 to 4191 code for a protein of 1244 amino acids. The record is from RefSeq and is a predicted model, not a curated record.